Messenger RNA from Oldenlandia corymbosa var. corymbosa, 1322 nucleotides. The record is from the annotation of a GenBank genome assembly. Lineage: Eukaryota; Viridiplantae; Streptophyta; Magnoliopsida; Gentianales; Rubiaceae.
UACCACUUAAAAUACAUGUACUUUUUUUAUAAAAAAAAAUAAAAAUAAAAAUAAAAAGUCCUUUCUCUUAUAUCCAUUUACUGAUAUUUGUGUUACUACCCUGGCGGAUGGGCUGGAACUUUCUCGUGAGCGAUAAAACCUUCGAAACUUCAAUCCAAGUAUCCAGCCUGAAGCGCGAGCAGAGCAGUAAUAUAGACUGUAGUUUGUCCGUUAUGAGUCGGUAUGAGGCUAUGAGCUGUUAACCAAAACCAAAGUACAUGCGAGAAUCAUGAUUAUGUCAUCCACCUUGCAUGUUACUACUAUAAAAACGCUCCAAGUUUUAAGUAGUUCCGUGUGGAUCAUUGUUAAUUGCUAACAUAUCCUCAGGGAAUUUGAUCGAAUUAUAAGUAUUUGAAUCCUGAUAAACCAAGUUAGCUAACAAAAAAAAGGUCCUUGUUAUAAUGCACUCAAUCAAUCUAGCCAUUUCUGACACCAUCAAGAAGCAUCAAGCAAUUCAGCCAGGGUAUAAGGGUCCAUCCAGUUCAAACUGAACAUGAAGAGAUCAAACGUUAGGUUGGUGAAACACAUGUCGUGUCUGAUGCUGAUGAUAUUUUGGGUGAUUAAUAUAUCUGCAUUUGCUGAUGCGAGAAAAGCAACCUUAUUACAUCCUUACUCAUCGAAAGUAGACGCAAAAGCAGCAGAGCCUCCGUUUUCUUCAAGGUUGAUGCCGAUGUCAUCCAAUGGUGAAAGCUUGAUUUGCAGUGAUGAUGACACGCUGGAAGACUAUGGAGGUUGGGGUCCAUCACCUUAUUUCGGCGGAGGAGAUCCGGGUCCUAUCCCUCAUCCAGCUUAAGCUUCUCACGGCCGCAGAUGGGCUACCGGAAGGAUGCACAAGAGUCAAGAUGCAGUCAUCAGCCUCACUAAUCCAACGUGGUUGAACUUCUACUAGCUUUUUUUUGGUAGUUUAUAAACACUAUUCCUGAGGUCAUGUGUAGUGGUUCUACACUUCUAGCAUUAUCUCUCCACUAUAAUAACAAAACUAUACAAAGCAUAAAUGAUUUCACACCUUCAGUAAUCAGUAUAGUGAUUUCACACUAUUUAAGUUUGUCGAUUUUUUAUUUUUAUCUAACUAAAGAAUCUGCUCUUAACAUCAAAAAAAUAAAAAUUAAAAAUAAAAAAAAAUUAAAAAAUCUGCUCCUUGCUGCAGUAGAGCAGAGUAUGUUUUUACUGACAGCCGAUGCAAAUGCACGUUUAUGCAACGAGACGAAGGGAAAACAAAUUUGUGGGCAAAUAAAAAAACUAAACUGUAUAAAUAGUCCCCUACAUUUGUCCGAAUUUAAAUU